Messenger RNA from Neocloeon triangulifer, 2258 nucleotides. It is a transcript of the gene Mapmodulin, whose product is annotated as acidic leucine-rich nuclear phosphoprotein 32 family member A. The coding region runs from base 556 to 1461 and encodes 301 amino acids. Gene Ontology annotation, cellular component: nucleus. Lineage: Eukaryota; Metazoa; Arthropoda; Insecta; Ephemeroptera; Baetidae. The transcript has 7 exons. The record is from RefSeq and is a predicted model, not a curated record. Gene Ontology annotation, molecular function: histone binding.
GAAAAAGCGCGAUAAAUGACCAACGGCAGCCGGUCGGCGCCGAAAUGACAUGCAGUGUGACAGGCCAUUGUCUUACCCGAGUCGCGGUGGCGAAUCCAUCGGCGGAAAUAGCGCGGUUCGGCUGAAAAGGUGGCUUAAAAGCGGGUGGCGCAUUUGGCUUUCAUGGCUUAUACGUCAAUAAGAUUUUCAGCGAAAAAAACAAAAAACCUCCUUGCGUCGAGGACGCGAGUCAAUCAGAGGAUAACGUCAGCGCUCGGCCAGGCCGGAAGUGGGGAGGCCGCCUGAUUGUUGCAACAAUGGAAAGUGGCGGGUUGCCGCCAGGUACGAGGAGAGGAGUCGCGCCUCGCGCUGGGCCAAACCCAUUUCCCUACAACAACCAUUGAAAGCAACCAGCAAGUCGGCGCUUCGUGAAAAAGAAGAAGAGACUCGCUCGCGGUGUCGCAUGUUUCCAUGUAGCCCCAGUUAAAAAGUGCGUUGCUUUUUGUUUUGUUCGUGGAUUGCGAAUUCGCUGCAGCAGUCGGUGCGUUAGGAAAGUGAUUUGGGCCGGGCGCUAAGAUGGAAAAGAGGAUAGAUCUCGAGAAACGUGGAAGGUCCGCAGACCAGAUCACCGAGUUGAACCUGGACAACUGCAGGAGCACCAGCAUCGAGGGUCUCACUGACGAGUUCUGCACGCUCGAGAAGCUCAGCCUCAUCAAUGUCGGGCUAACUAGCCUCAAAGGCUUCCCCAAGCUUGCCAAACUCAAGAGGCUGGAGCUGAGCGACAACAGAAUAUCUGGUGGUCUCAACUUCUUGCAGGGGUGCCCCAGCCUUACUCAUCUCAACCUCAGUGGGAACAAAAUCAAAGAUCUGGAGGCACUUGAUGCCUUGAAGGCCUUCUUGAACCUGAGAAGUUUGGAUUUGUUCAACAAUGAGGCGACCACAAUUGAGAACUACAAAGAGAAGGUUUUCAAUCUGUUGCCCAACCUGAAGUACCUUGAUGGCUUCGACUUGGAUGACCGCGAGGCUGAGGAGAGUGAGGCUGACGAUGAUGACGGGAUCAAUGGCAAGAAGGACGAAUCAGACUCUGACGUUGAUGCCGAAGAUGAUCAAAAAUCUGCAGAGGAUGAUGAUUCCGAUCAGGACGAUGAUGUCUCUGGCUCGGGAGGUGCAGAUGAGGAUGACUCGCUGGAUGACUUGGACGACGAAGAUGAAGACGUCGAUGAUGAGGAGGAGGAAGGCGCUAAGCUUGCCGACCUUUACAAAUCAAACCUUGAUGAGGAAGAGAGCAAUGAUGAAGAGUGGAAUGGGGACAGCAAGUUGGAGAGCAGUGCUGAUGUUGACGAUGAUAUUGAAUCAAGUGAGGAUGACGAAGAGGAGAAAGCCAGCAAAGGCAAAGGGGAUUCAACUCAGGACACCAGCAACGGAGCCCUUCCCGACAGUGAGGGUCGGGGAAAGAAAAGAAAGUUGGAGGACUCUUCAUAAAUCAGAUCGUUUUGCAUCAACUCUAGAAUUAUAUUUAAGUACAACUUCAUUCCCAUGCAUAGACAUAAACUUGGCUCUGUUGGACACAACUUGGUACAAAAGUUAAUUUGAAAAUUCUCACAAGCAGAUGCACACAGAUUUUGCAAGGUCCACGUUUUUCAGCCAUCACAGACAAACAAUGCUUGUAUUAUCUGAACGGCCAGCAGUUGCUGCACCAAAUCAGUUUAUCUCUUUCAACGCGUUAAUGUAGCUGGGUUUUUGUCUGGAUUUCUGGGGCCACAGACUGGUUGCUAUCUAUUUUCUAAAUUUCCCACCCGCGAGCGCAAUGUGCCUUAAAUGUCAAUGAACGGCGCAUUUUCCAAUUGGUUUGCCGAUGAGAAUCGAACAAGAUCGGUGGAGUGUUUACAAGGCAGCAGAUUUCAUCGGAUUAUUUGUAGAUUUGCGACUUUUGUUGUCUCAAAGCAUGAGUUUUAGUAGCUCUUGAAACAAGGCAAGUACUUGACUAAAGACAUUGAUGUAGCAAACCAAGCCCACAAAUUUACAUAAAAAAACGUCUAUAGAUAAAGGGUUACUUGUAAAAUUGUGCAUCAAGUUGAAUUUUGUACAGAUAAGGUCAUACCAAUCCCCUGUUAUUAGUCGUUGUGUUUGUAAACUUUAAAGCAAAAUCAUAAAAAAGAGACUCGAGGGCCCUUGCCAGUGCGCAAGAGUGACCCUCCACCCUUGAAUCCUACUUUCGUGAAACAUGUUAAAUAUUAUAAAGAAUUUGACUAACAAUCGCGCGAUUUAAAUACAUAGUC